Messenger RNA from Betta splendens (Siamese fighting fish), 1851 nucleotides. RefSeq names its product interleukin-1 receptor-associated kinase 4 (gene irak4). Bases 277 to 1665 code for a protein of 462 amino acids. The record is from RefSeq and is a predicted model, not a curated record. The transcript has 11 exons. Gene Ontology annotation, biological process: signal transduction; protein phosphorylation. NCBI's taxonomy places the organism in Eukaryota, Metazoa, Chordata, Actinopteri, Anabantiformes, Osphronemidae. Gene Ontology annotation, molecular function: ATP binding; magnesium ion binding; protein binding.
GACACCGAACCUUUCACACACCACCCCGGUCCUAUUUCCGUGUAGUGGGUUGAGACUGCGAGUGGGACCGACCUCCCGUGUUACGUUUGGGGAAGUUGCUUAAUAUCGGAAACGCCGCUUUUACACAGCUGAGUGAAAAUACCAGCGACUGCUGCGAGUUUUAAACCCACUCAGUGACCGACAGACAGACAGACGAGACAGAUCGACGCAGUGAGCGACGUGUCAUUUCAGCCCAACAAUGAGAUAAACCCAAAUCUAACGUUUUUUUUCCGCACAAUGAGUAAUUCAGUAACUUCCGCUACUUACAUUCGCAACCUGAGUUACAGUUUGCGCCGCCGCCUGUCCGACUUUCUGGACCCUCAGGACCGGUGGAAGGACGUGGCGGGGUCGAUACGGAAGCCGAGCGGAGAGCUGAGGUACUCGCAGCAGCACGUGAGGAGGUUCGAGGGCCUCGCGGCUCAGGGGAAGAGCCCCACCGCGGAGCUGCUCAACGACUGGGGCACCGCCAACAGCACCGUGGGGGAACUGGUGGACAUCCUGAGGAGCCACCUGCUGCUGGCGGCCGCCUGCGUCCUGCUGCCAGACUCUGUGAAAGCGGUCACGUCGGUGGAGACGUCGCCUGAACGGACACACGGCUCCUCCUCCACCCGGCCGCUGGAGGAGACGGAGGCGCCCUCUUCCUCCUCCAGCUCCGAUCCGCUGCCACCGCUGCCUCUGCAGGACGACGAAGCAGGACACGCAGGCUUCUCCAGCUUCUUCUACAAUGAGCUGAAGAGCAUCACAGGCAACUUUGACGACCGGCCCGCGUCCGCUGGCGGCAGCAGACUGGGAGAGGGCGGCUUCGGCACCGUGUACAGAGGGUUCCUGAAUGACAAGGCCGUCGCCGUGAAGAAGCUCAACGCGAUGGAGGACAUGUCGCCGGACGAGCUGCGGGCUCAGUUCAAUCAAGAGAUCCAAACUCUGAAGGCGCUGAAGCACCAGAACCUCAUAGACAUGGUCGGCUUCUCCUGCGACGGGGAGCACCCGUGCCUGGUGUACAGCUUCAUGGCCAACGGCUCGCUGCUCGACCGACUAGCCUGCAUGGACGACAGUCGUCCGCUGUGCUGGCGGCGCAGAUGCCUCAUCGCUGAGGGGACGGCGAGAGGCCUGGAGCAUCUGCACCUCAACCACCACGUCCACAGGGAUGUUAAAAGUGCAAACAUCUUGUUAGAUGAACAUUUCACGGCCAAGAUCUCCGACUUUGGGCUGACGAGAGCGUCGGCCAAACACACGUCAACCACCGUGAUGACAGAGAGGAUUGUGGGUACUCGUGCCUACAUGGCUCCCGAGGCGCUCAGGGGGGACAUCACACCCAAGUCCGAUGUCUUCAGCUUCGGGGUGGUGUUGUUAGAAAUACUGUCUGGGCUCCCACCCGCUGAUGAAAACCGCGAGCCACAGUUCUUGAUGGAGGCCAGGUACGAUAUAGAGGAUGAGGACGAGGACCUGACUCUGGAGGCCUUUGUGGACAAGAAGAUGACGGACUGGGAGCAGAGCCAGGUGGACAGCGUCUACUCGUUGGCCUGUAACUGCCUCCACGACAGGAAGAACAGGCGGCCCGUCAUCCAGCAGGUCCUGUCUGAGCUCAAAGGAGUGGUCAAAAGCUUCUCUCUGGAUUUGCAGACAUAGCUGAAGAUAAACAUCUUGAUUUAGAGCACAAACUAUUUAGGAAGUAUUUGUUGUAACAAGAUCUUUGUCUUUUAAAUGAGCUAUAUUUUUGAUACAUUUCCUAAUUUAACAGUAAUAUAACAGUUUAUCAUAUCAAAAUAACUGAGAAAUGUAAAUAUGAAUAAAAGCAACAGAUGGGAAAUGUGA